AUGUCAUCCACUGCAGGGGAAAAUCGAAUAUACAUUGCGUCUAUUGGAGCGAUGACGAUUGGGCUGCUUCUCGCCUCAUUUCUUGGUGGAUUCACGACACUCCAGACAGCGUUGUAUUUUGGGUCGCACAAGGGUGAUCAUUGGGCGCACAGACUAUCUAUAGCUUUUCUAUGGAUUCUCGCUGUCGGACAGCUAGCUUUCAUCUUUCACGCAACCUACUUUUACGUGAUAACGAAAGGCAUAAACUUCCCCGACGCUGUCGAGUUGACCUGGAGUCUCAAACUUCAAAUAUUCAUGCAGACUAUCAUCAUGAGCGCGACCAAAGUACUCUAUACAGUUCGUAUUUGGAAUUUGCAAAAGGAUAAAAAGAAGUGGAUUCCCAUCGCAUUAUCGGCUGUACUCGUGGUUGAAUACGGCCUAGGAACCUUUUUCGCAUAUGAAGUUACAACUAUCCCAGACUUGAAGAGCACUCGGUUCAUCGACUUCCGGUAUUCAGUAUUCUUGGCGAUGUCCUUCAAUACUCUCACCGACAUUCUCGUUGCUGCCGCAUUGAUUUAUACGAUUGUCAAGUCUCGGCCAAACCUUGGAUGGACGUAUUCAAGUUGGACAAUGCUCAUGGCGUAUACCAUGAACACGGGAACCAUCACAGGCUUCUUUUCCCUGAUAGUACUAGUCGGGUUCAUAUUCGGAGUUGCCAACCCGCUAUACAUAGUUGCCGAAAUGGUACUGCCCCAACUCUACGUCAACUGUUUCUUAUCGAUGAUCAACUCCAGUUUCUAUUUCCAAACUCAAAGCAGCCUCGACAUAUCCAUCUCCUACCGCUCGCGACGACCAUCCGGAAUCAGCUCUACAUCUCGCUUCCACGGCAACGACCUGGAAAGUCUAUCAAUGCACAGGAUGUCUGAUUCAUUAGGAUCGAUCGAUGACUAUAGUAAAGUCGCACUGGCAACUGGUGAGGGAACGAUUAAUGAGGUUGGGUUACCGCUGUUCGAGAGGAAGGAGAGUAGAAAACCUGAGGUUCCAUUGAAAAAGAUCCCUGUAGAAGUACAGGUACAGACCACAAAAACGGAGUACACCAUCGACAGGCGGAUGUUGUAUAACGCUAUGUAUCAGACUUCUAGCGUUGAUACCGGAAGUCGGUGA
This is a messenger RNA of Marasmius oreades (fairy-ring Marasmius), 1143 nucleotides long. RefSeq lists its product as uncharacterized. The record is from RefSeq and is a predicted model, not a curated record. The transcript is spliced from 19 exons. The coding region runs from base 1 to 1143 and encodes 380 amino acids. NCBI's taxonomy places the organism in Eukaryota, Fungi, Basidiomycota, Agaricomycetes, Agaricales, Marasmiaceae.